Molecule: messenger RNA, 1797 nt
Organism: Gastrolobium bilobum
Lineage: Eukaryota; Viridiplantae; Streptophyta; Magnoliopsida; Fabales; Fabaceae
Product: F-box/kelch-repeat protein At5g60570
Exons: 3
Coding region: 337-1500 (387 amino acids)
Cellular component (GO): nucleus
Molecular function (GO): protein binding
Source: RefSeq, a predicted model, not a curated record
CCAAAAUUGCAAGUUAUGCAAGCCUGCUUUGUCUUUCACUCUUUGCCUGUUUCCGGCAAUAUGCUACAUCAUUUCCGUUCAAUCAUGCCGCCGCUUCAUUUCUGAGAUCUGUUCCUUCUCUCCACUUUCAGAUGGUUCUGUGAGUCUUGAUAGCUGAAAAUCAGACAAGCAAGUUUGCUGGGAGAGUUUCAAAUCUUGCCCGUGAUUAAUUUGGCAAUUUACAGGAUUCUAACUAAUUGAUGGAAAGAAUAAAUAGAUAAAGAUUUUGCUUCUUCCUUUUAAGGUUGCUUCUCCCUCUGUUAUGGUUUUGUUGGGGUGCACUGAAGAUUCCUGGGCAUGACAAAGAAAUUACGUUUGGAUUGUUCAUUGCAGGAUGAUGAAAAGGAAGUGAGUAAUUUUCUGAAAAUGGAUAAGAUGGAAGGAGUGAAUGAUGGUUUUUCUAGAACUGGACCAAAUGAUUCGCUGCUCCCUGGUCUUAUUGAUGAUGUUGCGCUGUAUUGUCUUUCUUGGGUUGGUGGAUCCAAUUAUGCUUCGCUAUCUUGUAUUAAUAAAAAGUACAAAAAGUUGAUUAAUAGUGGGUAUCUAUAUGGGUUGAGGAAACAGUUGAGAGCUGUGGAGCAUUUGGUCUAUUUGGUUUGUGAUCCAAGAGGAUGGGUGGCAUUUGACCCCAAGAUUAAUAGAUGGAUGGCAUUACCUAAGAUACCUUGUGACGAGUGUUUUAACCAUGCAGACAAGGAGUCCUUGGCCGUGGGCUGUGAAAUGUUGGUUUUUGGUCGAGAAUUGAUGGAGUUUGCUAUUUGGAAGUAUAGCUUGAUUUGUGGUGGUUGGGUGAAGUGUAAGGAGAUGAACCAAUCUCGCUGUUUGUUUGGAUCUAGUUGUCUUGGUUCAAUUGCUAUUGUAGCUGGUGGAAGUGAUAAGUAUGGAAAUGUUCUAAAAUCGGCCGAGUUGUAUGACUCUUCAUCAGGUACAUGGGAACUUUUACCAAACAUGCACACACCACGUAGGUUAUGCUCUGGUUUUUUUAUGGAUGACAAAUUCUACGUGAUUGGUGGAAUGUCAAGUCCAACUGUUUCAUUAACUUGUGGGGAGGAAUAUGAUCUUAAGACAAGAAAUUGGCGGAAAAUAGAGGGUAUGUAUCCAUUUGUUAGCAUAGGUGCUCAGGCACCUCCACUUGUGGCAGUUGUGGAUAAUCAGUUAUACGCAGUUGAGCAUCUAACUAACAUGGUAAAGAAAUAUGACAAGGAAAAGAACAGCUGGAAUGAUUUGGGAAGGCUUCCGGUCCGGGCUGAUUCUUCUAAUGGAUGGGGUCUGGCUUUCAAGGCUUGUGGAGAUCAACUUUUGGUUGUGGGUGGACAAAGGGGUCCAGAAGGUGAAGCUAUUGUGCUGAAUUCAUGGUGUCCUAAGUCAGGGAUCACGAAUGGCACCAUAGAUUGGCAGGUACUUGGUGUGAGGGAGCAUGUGGGGGUGUUUGUGUACAAUUGUGCUGUAAUGGCUUGUUGAGAUAAUUUUAGAUUGACUCAAAGAGAAGACAAUCUGACUUAGCCUUGAAGUAUGCUUCUGUGUUCAGUCACCUCAUCAUUUACUGAGUUAAUUCUAAUUGUUGCUGGGAUAGCUUUCCCAAGCUGAGAAUUUGGUUGGUUUCUUUCUUUUAACAUGGUUUACUUGGAUGUACUCCUCACCCUCAUGGUCCAUAAUUUUAAAUUGCUUUUAAGAAUACUGAGUAGGCUUACACAGAUAUGUUCUGUUAUCUUUUUCAUAGCCAAUUAUGUAAACCAAUAUGUAAACACCAUAUUUUGU